AUAAACGAUAACUACGACUUAUUUUGCACUUGCAUUUUUGCACCGCCCGGCGAAUCGUACAGUUUGUUAUUUUCUGUUCCUGCUUAAAAGGGGAAUCCCCGGAAACUAGUGAAAAUGUUGAACUCUGUGUGUGGCAUGCGGCUUAGCACCUACGGUGUCGGCCUCGGAUGGAUUGGCGUCAUAUUCUCCUUUCUGGCCGUGAUCCUCACGUCCAUUGGUCUGGGAAACGCCGAUGAGCUCGCCCGGCAGAUCGUCGAGGAAAACCACAAUACCAAGCUAACGGUUGACGAAGUGCGCACUAUCCUGGUGAUCAUCUUGAGCAUUUACCUGGCGCUGCAGGUGAUCAACCUCCUGGCCUCGGGCAUGCUGAUCGUGGGCACUCUUAAGGAACGCCAUCUCUACCUUCUGCCCUGGCUAUUCAAUAAUGGCGUGACCCUGAUCUUUGGCAUCAUCACCCAAAUCGGAAUGUGGGUGCAGCUCAGUUCGGUGUCCUUCACGAGUGCCUUGCCAUCCAUCCUGGUCUCUCUGGUAACCAUCACUCUCAGCUGGUACCUGUACUACGGCAUCUAUUCGCUCUACAAGCAGAUUCAGCGAACCAGCGACCUGCAGCGUCCGCUUAUCCCGCCGCAGAGCAGUGCCAGAAACUACGAGGGAUUGCCCAACAAUCAAUAAGUUCCUUAAAACGGAAAGAAUGUGGCUCCCAAUAUUUUUAAGGCUCUCUUUAGCGAGCAUUUCUUUAACUUUUUAUAAUCAAAACUAUCAAUAUAAUCGUUCCCUAUAUAAAUGGGACUCUAAUUUACCUAUUAUUAUUAUUUCAAAACCCUUUACCACUUCUACACAUGGCCUUAGAAGUCUCAAAAGUGCCUACAAAUAAAAUGUAAUCAUUUUCUGUUCCUGAGA
Messenger RNA from Drosophila serrata, 900 nucleotides. RefSeq lists its product as uncharacterized. The record is from RefSeq and is a predicted model, not a curated record. NCBI's taxonomy places the organism in Eukaryota, Metazoa, Arthropoda, Insecta, Diptera, Drosophilidae.